AUGAAACCCAAGAGGGUGUGCCUUUUCAUCUCCAUAGCUGUUGUACUAAUUGUGCUCAGCACAAAUAUUCAAACAGCUGAUUGUUCAGAGAUCAAAAAAGGAAGCUCUUGGUGCAAUGGAACCAUCACAGACAGCACUGAAGAAGACGACCAAGAGUUCCUAAUGGAGUCAGAAGUGAGCAGAAGGAUUCUUCUAAACAACAACAAAAUCAGUAGCAAAUCUCUCAAGCAAACAUCAGCUGUAUGUGACACAGAUAGGUAUGGCAAUUGCAUAGGUCCGAUGGGCAAAUACAGUAGACCUUGUACGUACGAAAAUCGAUGUAAACGCGGUCCCUAGCCAUGAUCAUAACGAAGGAGAGAUACAUGUGCUGUAAUUAAAUCUCUCAGACGAAACAAUGAUCUUGCUAUGUGUUCUCUUUUUCAUCCCUUUAUUUUUAUCGGUAACCUUGUUAUGAUUGUAGUUAAUGCAAAAUUCUCCCUCCAUAUACU
This is a messenger RNA of Ilex paraguariensis (yerba mate), 488 nucleotides long. The record is from the annotation of a GenBank genome assembly. NCBI's taxonomy places the organism in Eukaryota, Viridiplantae, Streptophyta, Magnoliopsida, Aquifoliales, Aquifoliaceae.